Molecule: messenger RNA, 2068 nt
Organism: Setaria italica (foxtail millet)
Lineage: Eukaryota; Viridiplantae; Streptophyta; Magnoliopsida; Poales; Poaceae
Product: mini zinc finger protein 4-like
Exons: 1
Coding region: 303-668 (121 amino acids)
Biological process (GO): regulation of DNA-templated transcription; regulation of developmental process
Cellular component (GO): nucleus
Molecular function (GO): transcription cis-regulatory region binding; DNA-binding transcription factor activity
Source: RefSeq, a predicted model, not a curated record
UGCGCGUGUCUGCUCUCUGAUCUAGCUUGCAGCUAGGGCAGCCAGCCGUUGCUCGAUCUCCCUCGCCUGCCCUCUAGUACUCGUCAAACCACAAGAUGCAGGGCUGCUAGCUAGCCAUUACUCCUCUCAUAAUCUAUCUCUUCUCCCUCGACCAUUCAGAGCCAAGCAAGAAGAGAGGUUGUUGCUGUUGUCUACCCGUGUGUGUGUGUGUCUAGGAGGAGGAGGAGGAGGAGGAGGAGGAGAGGGUAGAGAGAUCAAGAAAUAGUAGCAGCAGUAGUAGACUAGUAGCUGGCUGUGUGGUGAUGAAGAGGAUGGUGAUCCUGAGGAGGUGCCACCCGCCGCCGCCGCCGGAGGCGCUCCUGGCGGGCGGGUGCUGCGGGGGCGGCGGCGGCGGCGUGCGGUACGGGGAGUGCCGGCGGAACCACGCGGCGAGCAUGGGCGGGCACGCCGUGGACGGGUGCCGCGAAUUCCUGGCCGAGGGGGAGGAAGGCACCACCGCCGCGCUCCGCUGCGCGGCGUGCGGGUGCCACCGCAGCUUCCACCGCCGCGUGGUGCAGCGCUGCUGCUGCUGCCUCUGCUGCGGCGCCGGCGCCGCUGCCCGCUGGGGCGGCGGCGACGACGGCCGCUGCUCGCCGGAGUCCUCGGCGUCCAGCACCACGCCCAGGUAGUAGAAGCAAAGAUCUCUCACUCAGCCGACGCAAUCGCAGGUGCCAAACUGCCAAAGCCCAUGCGUGCAACUCGCGGCACCCAUCUUCUUCGUUCUUUCUCUGACUAGCUAGCUAGCUCGAUCGAUCAUGUCUCUCUCUUGCCUGAAUUAUUAUUGCCUUUUUUUUCUUCUUGCAAUGGAGUAUUAUUGUAACGUAGUAGUACCGAUUCAUCACACGCUCCCCGUGUCUCUGUAUGCCUGCGUCCUCCUUUUUGCAUGUGAUUAUUGAGUUUCUAUGAUGGCUUUGCCGGCCGAGAUUUACAGAACAAGCCUUUGUCAGGCCACUAUGCAUGAGUGAUGAAUUCAUAUCCUGUCUCCCGGCCUCUCCCCCCUCCUCUUUUUCUGUCCAUGAAGUACAUAUAUUUACUGUUUUACAAGUUGAGUGGUCAAGUAGUCAAGUACAUUUUUUCUACGGAUAUAUAUAAAGCUGAUUUGAUUCCUCAUGUAAAAAGCAUACCCCCGUCCUUUUUAAAUAUAUGUCAAAUGUCGUAUAUUUAAAAUGGAGGGAAUACAUGGCAUUAAAAAAAAUAAAAAUGAGCUCUUUAAUUUUCUUCGGUCUUUUUUACAAUACAAUAUUUUUAUGUUAUAUUUCACUCUAGACAUUACUCCCUCCGUCCCAGAAAAACUGUUCGUUUAGAAAAUUUUAGACAAGAUAGUACCAAUAUUAUAAAAUUUAAUGUACCCCUAAUAACUCUCGGAUGAAUUACUGAAUAGAAUUAAUUAUGCAUGCACGCUUAUAGUACUAGCCAUUUACAGUAUAUAUUCCUAAAAAAGCACUAUAAUAACAACUAUAGCUGGUACGAGAAUCCAGUGUACAAAACUCUGUCCUUUUUCUUUAGGAACAAAACCCUCUGAUUUCGUGCAGUCCAUAUGCAUAGUUGCAUACCAUGAACAACCCUAUACUGAUUUCGUGCAUAAGUUAAUAUCACAAUAAAUUGCUGCUGCUGCUGUAGCAGCAGUACCACGACAACAACAAGGUUUUAAAAAUCCGUUUGACACGUACUCCUGCAUGCUCGCUUAUUGCAAAGUUUUUUUUUCUGGCCCAAUAAAUAGGCGGCGCGGCCCGGCCGGGUUCGAUCGAUCGAGGAGAGGGAAGAGCUCUACAGUAUUCAUCACCAUUCAUGGUGCGGCCGGGCCUGUGGUCUGUGGACACGACGAAAUUUUAUUUUGACAUUUAUGUGGGAGGAAAAGUUAGAUGGCGUGCGCGGGUGCGUGCGUGCAUCGCGUCGUCAUGGCUCGAUCGAUCGUGCCGUGCCGGUCGAGUCGACAGCGGCAUAAAAGAGCAGCACGGCGACAAUAAUGUAACGUUAAUUGUGCACGUUAUAAAUGAAUGGAGGCCGGGCUCUCUCUCUCUCGUGUGUU